Molecule: messenger RNA, 1196 nt
Organism: Trametes versicolor FP-101664 SS1
Lineage: Eukaryota; Fungi; Basidiomycota; Agaricomycetes; Polyporales; Polyporaceae
Product: mitochondrial carrier
Exons: 4
Coding region: 1-990 (329 amino acids)
Source: RefSeq, a predicted model, not a curated record
AUGACUUCCUCCCUCCCUCCGCUCGCGCAAGCGUGGUCAGGCGCCCUAGGCAGCGCAGCGGCCAACUCAAUCUCGUACCCUCUCGACCUUGUCGCUACCAAGUUACAAACGACGAGAUCACGCAAGCUACAGGGAUUGUCAGGCGUCUUACGACUGCUCAAACACGUUCUGCGUACGGAGGGAUUAGCAGGACUCUAUGACGGUCUGAGCGCGGAUACCGCCUCGACCCUGGUGUCGAAUUUCUUGUAUUUUUACUUCUAUACCCUGUUUCACGCUCUUGUCGCACGGCGUAAAGCCACCGCAAGCACCCCCUUCGUCCAGGCGGUCAAAGAGUCUCUCACCUCCCGAACCCGCCCUACCCUCUUAAGUGUCCCCGCAGAACUAGCGGUCGGCUUCAUUGCGGGCGUCGCCAGCCGUGCAGUGUCAACCCCACUCAGCGUCGUUACUGUUCGCAUGCAAACGGAAACCGAUGACGACGACAACGAUGACGAAACUCCAGCGUCCCAGAACAGGUCGCCGCAUUUUUCUGAGGUUGCACGGAGAAUCUACUCAGAGGACGGCCUCGCCGGUUUCUGGACAGGUUUCCAGCCGACCUUACCGCUCUGUCUCACGCCCGCUAUUACUCUUCUGCUGUUCCAACUUCUGAGUCGCCUACACAUCACCCGCAACAUUUCUUCCUCCCCAGCGCGCCCGUCGGCUUUCGGCGCGUUCCUAAGCGGUGCAACCGCCAACGCACUCGCCACCGCCAUCCUCUAUCCCCUGCUUCUGGCCAAGGUCCGCGUCCAAGCCUCACGCAAGCAACCUGGACGUACCGGGGCGAUGUCAAUGACGAAUAUAUGGGAGCAGGCGCUCAAGACGGGAGGCUGGGCGGGUCUUUAUCAGGGCCUUCCCGCGCAGCUCAUCAAGGGCUUCGUGAACCAGGGAGUGACCAUGCUCGUGAAGCAGCGCAUCGAACGUGCUGCAGUCAGACUCUACGCGAAAGCCCAGUAGACUACGGUGUCGGUUCGAAUUCUAGAUGCUGCCGCAGUGUAUAGCGGGUUUACUGCGGUACUCCAACUUCUUGGCGGCUGCCUUUGCGUGAUUCUAGCGGAGAACGCUGAACGCGGCUGGAGGAACUUGUCAAAAUCCGUGUUUAUAGUUCCGUCUCCUUGUCCCGUGGUGCGCCUUCGUUGCCGCAGCAUACUUACAAUGACAAC